AUAUAAAAUAUAAUUUACUUCAUACCUCUAACUUUCUCCAAACUACUUUACCAAAUUUAUGUAUUAUAAUAAAUGCUAUUACUUUACUUUUAAUAAAUUAAUAUAUUGAUUUAUUAAAAUGUAUGAAUAAUAUUCUAAUUUAUUAUGGACAACAAUCUUCAAUAGUUGAUGAUUGAACGAUGCUUUAAAAGGACUCUUAACUAAAAAAUAUAGACUUUGAUUCAAAAUGAAUGGUUACUUCCUAUUUCAUGACAUUUGUUUAACCCUUUGACGCAGAUGGGACGCUGGUAUCCCUUUUGUGUAUAUUUUUAAGACUUUCUAAUUGCAAGCAAAAAUACAAUUAAGCAAAGCCAUUAUACAAUGUUUAAAAAUAUUUAUGAAUAGAUUUUUUUUCCUUCAAAUAUUUGUUUAUAAAUUACAUUGCUUUUCAGAAAGAAUUGAUUCCCGAUAUCUUCUCUUUUAAUUGCUUUUUACCAAAAUUAUUUAUUAUAGACUAUUUAUUCUAAAAAAAAGUUUCCUAUCUGUAAAUGCUAAUAGAAUCAAAAAAACGUUUUCCAUGAAUUUUAAAAAUUUUUAAUUUAUAAAAUUUUUGGAAAGCAUAUAGUAUCUAGCAAGGUUUUAUUUUAUUAUCUAGCGUUAGAGAGCAGUCGAUAUCGUUAUCACUUUCUUUUCCCAUUUGAUAAAUACCACAAUUAUACCUAAUAAAAUUGUUAUCAGUGACCGAUAAACUUUUUUAUUCUAUUUUUCGCCCUUAUCGAAUUUCUGCGUUAUAAUUUUUUUCAGAUAAGUAGUAGUUGCUUUUUAAUACACUUUGACGCCCAAUAGAUUAUUUUUAUUUAUAUUGAAGGCACUUUAUUUGACUAACUGAAUAACAGAAUUUUCUAGGUAUAAGAACUAAAAUUAAUGUACUUUUUCAGGCUUUAUUCACGAAUUGAUAUCGAAAGGAAAAACUCCUUUACUCCUAAUGAUAUCAAACAUACUAUAUUAAAGUGUAAAUAAUAUGCACGCUCAUUCCUUAAAUAAUGUAUAGUUUUUACCUCGAUUUUGACUUAGGGUUUUGCUGCUCUUGUUUUCAUUAAACUCUUAGCUUCAAUCUAAUCGAGUUAAAAGCUCAAGAGAUUUACCAGCUGUGACAUUUUAUUUAAGCAAAGAAAAUUCGGCGUUUUACUUUCUACUUCUGACAAAAAUAAUCUGAAUUACAUUUUGUUUGUGGAUUUUAUGCAGCUCCUCUUAAAGGUGUGUUAUCACUUGACUACAAUGAAUCCCAAUCUAAAUUCGAAUUAAGUUCGCCAUUAUUAAUAUGUGAUGAACUACGACGCAUCUUCAUCAUUUUUACAUUCGCCUUUUUAGCAAGUUUUCUACAGUUAUCUGUCUCACCUGACCUUUAUCCUUUUUACCUCGUGAUUUGCUUAUCAAGAUUUAAUGUUUAUAUCAUAUCAAGGCAAGAGCAGAAUUGUUUAUUAUUAUUCUCAUAUUCCUAGUGAAAGUGUCAACAUGAACUGUAAAAUGACACUUCUUUGCCCGAUUUUUGCUUUGUGUAUGUAUUUUUCAACAACAUUCGUAUUAGCUGUUUUGGAUAUUCAACCGGAACAGAUACAUUUAUCAUAUGGAAAAGCUCCCAAUGAAAUGAUGGUUACAUGGGUUACUUUUGAUCCAACUAACGUUUCUACAGUAGAAUAUGGAAGAUCUCACAAGGCACUGAAUAAAGUCAAAUUUGGUACUAUUACUAAAUUUGUCGAUGGUGGAGCUAAGGCAAGAGUACUUUAUGUCCACAGAGUACUUCUUGAUGAUUUAGAGCCAGGAACUGACUAUGUUUACCAUUGUGGCAGUGCAGAUGGAUGGAGUGCUAUUUACUGGUUUACUGCUAUAAAAGAAGGCACUGACUGGAGUCCAAGACUUGUAGUUUAUGGGGAUUUGGGUAAUUAUAAUGCUCAAUCUCUUCCUCGUAUACAAGAAGACGUCCAGAAAGGAAUGUACGAUGCACUGUUGCAUGUAGGAGACAUGGCAUAUGAUUUGGACACGGAUGACGCACUAAUAGGAGAUGAAUUUAUGAGACAAAUAGAAACAGUUGCUGCUUACCUUCCCUACCAAGUGUGUGUUGGCAAUCACGAGCAAGCAUACAAUUUUUCGAAUUACGUGAAUCGAUUUAGUAUGGUGAAUCAAGAUGGUGAAAUAAACAAUCAUUUUUACAGUUUUGAUAUCGGCCCUGCUCAUAUAAUAGGUUUCUCUACCGAGUUUUAUUUUUUCACUGGCUAUGGUUGGAUGCAAAUUGCUCGUCAGUAUGAAUGGCUUGAAAAUGACUUAAAAAAGGCAAAUUUACCAGAAAACAGAGCUAAACGCCCAUGGAUCAUUACCAUGGGACACCAGCCAAUGUACUGCAGCACAAAGGAGCCAUUAUCUGAAGAUGAUUGCAAAAACAGAGAAAGUAUUAUUCGCAAAGGGUUGCCAGUCUCUCAUUCAUAUGGUUUGGAAGAUUUAUUUUAUAAAUAUGGUGUUGAUUUAGAAUUCUGGGCCCAUGAACAUAACUAUGAAAGAAUGUGGCCUUUGUAUGAUUACAAAGUGUAUAAUGGAAGCUAUGAUGCCCCUUAUACCAAUCCCAAAGCACCUGUGCAUAUUACAACUGGUUCCGCAGGCUGCCAAGAAAAUUUGGAUCCAUUUGUCGAAGACCCUGAAGAAUGGAGUGCUGUAAGGUUUCUCGAUUAUGGAUAUACCAGAUUGCAAGUAAUUAACAAAACUCAUUUAUAUUUGGAACAAAUUUCUGACGAUCAAUACGGGGCGGUGCUUGAUACAAUGAUGCUUAUAAAAGAUAAACAUGGACCAGAGGCAUGGCUAUAAUCAGUGAUUUAUCCUGUGUAAAUAGUUUUAAUGUUUUUAAAAUAUUUGUCUGAUCUCAACUUCAGUCGUGAUUUUUUCAGAUUUUGUUUAAAAAUUGUAUUAAUUCGUGUCAAGUUUUCACAGAGAAACAAUUGAAAUUGUUGUUCUAUUUAUACUCAUAAUUUCAAUCAUAAAUUUUGUAACUGAAUUUAUUUUCGCCUUUGUUAGGUGAGUAUACGUUUAAAAUGCAAUACUUGAAGAAUAAUUUAUUUGAAACAUUACAUUUUAAAAAAUAUAAACUUGUUUGUUUUUAACUAUGAAA
Molecule: messenger RNA, 3136 nt
Organism: Parasteatoda tepidariorum (common house spider)
Lineage: Eukaryota; Metazoa; Arthropoda; Arachnida; Araneae; Theridiidae
Product: acid phosphatase type 7 pseudogene
Source: RefSeq, a predicted model, not a curated record